GCCAGGUGCAAAAACAUUCUUCAGAGUGCAUGUGUUGCUCUAAGCAGGAGCUAUUUUGCCUGGCAUAAACUGCCACAUAUCGAGUUUGUUGGGGAGAUGGCAGAGGACUAUGGAGGUCCAAGGAGGUGUGUGUGUGUGUGUGUGUGUGUGUGUGUGUGUGUGUGUGUGUGUGUGUGUGUGUGUGUGUGUGUGUUUUCUUUUACAGACUCCUCAUGAUUGAAUUGCAGGAAAAGAUGGGCAUUUUCCAAGGAAGACCAGGGCGGCUGCUUUUCAGCUAUGACCAACGGGCGUUGGCACAAAACAAGUUUUACACUGCGGGAAAGCUGGUGGCCUGGUCCAUUAUGCACAAUGGACCAGGUGUCCGAUGCCUGAACCCAGACUUAUUUCUACUCAUGUGUGGCCAGAAGCCUGAGAUGACCUCCUUUUGAUCUGGAUAUUUUCCAGGAAGAGGAGUUUCAGAUGAAGCUUGAAAAUGUUGUGAGAUGCGGCACCAGUGAGGAGCUAGAGGAGCUCAAAUGCACAUUGGGGGACUGGAUAGCUGACUGUGGUGUGCCAAACAUUUACACAGCCUCUGUCAGGGACCUGCCUACAAUUCACGGGCAAAUAGUUACUCAUUACUUAUACCACAGGGUGGCCAGUAUGGUCCAACAGUUCAUUGCCGGGAUGAAUUCAUGUGGCCAGAUGUGGGAGAUGGUGGCGAUGAACUGGAGAGAGUUCCUGCCACUGUUCACAAACACAACACAGAAACUCUCCAGGAAUGACAUCAGGAACCUCUUCACAAUAUCCUGGAGUCCACAGGGCAGCAACCACAGAGAACAGGAGGAGGAGACUGUCUUCCAGUGGGAGUGCUGGCUGAUGUCCAUUCAAGAAGAGGAGAUGGAUAUUUCCUUCGAGGAGUUGCUGGUGUUUGUGACAGGGGCUGAUUCUGUCCCCCCUCUUGGGUUCCCGCAGAAAUGCCAGCUUGACUUCUAUAAUCAGGAGGAUGGGAGCUGCCGCAUUCCUUAUUCAUCAACAUGUAGCCUUUGCCUCUUCCUUCCGAGAGGGGUUACAGAAGAAGAGGAGUUCAGAAGACUUAUGUUCCUUGCCCUGAAAGGGUCUCUUGGUUUUGGGAAGGUGUGAGGUAGAACAAAGUGUUCAUUUCAUGAGAAGUAGGCAUUGGAUUGUUUACACCAAUAAAAUAUCUUGAAUGUAUGCAUUUGAAAUUAUUUUUUUUUUUAACUAACAUGAUAAACAAAUGGAAUUGGAGUGUGUCAUGAUCUUGGGUGAUUUA
Molecule: messenger RNA, 1270 nt
Organism: Sander lucioperca (pikeperch)
Lineage: Eukaryota; Metazoa; Chordata; Actinopteri; Perciformes; Percidae
Product: G2/M phase-specific E3 ubiquitin-protein ligase-like
Exons: 4
Coding region: 460-1119 (219 amino acids)
Molecular function (GO): ubiquitin-protein transferase activity
Source: RefSeq, a predicted model, not a curated record